AUGAGAAAAGUAAAAGCCAGCGAAAUCCAUCAUCAAAGGUUGAGAUUAGAGAAUACAUUCAGAAACAAUACAGAAUAUACAGACCCACGCUCACUGGAAAUCCAAGGAACCAUAACCAUAACCAUUAUUUCACUUCUUUUUCUUUCUCUCUCCUCACCAAACCCAAAUCCAAAUCAACCUUCUUGUGUUCAUUCAAAAUCCCCCUUUUUUGGGAGUUUUAGAGUGAGAAUUUGGUGUAAUUGAAUUUGAACAGCGAUCCAGUUCAGAUUCUGAUAAGACUGACAAAUGGCAACUCUAACAUGGAGGAAAGCUUACGGCGCCAUUAAAGACCAGACCAAAGUUGGUCUUGCCCAAAUCAACAGUGAUUACAAGGAUUUGGAUGUCGCGAUUGUUAAGGCUACCAAUCAUGUUGAAUGCCCUCCCAAAGAAAGACAUCUAAGAAAGAUUUUGAUCGCUACAUCUGCUAUUAAGCCUCGUGCGGAUGUUGCUUAUUGCCUUCAUGCUCUUGCUCGCCGAUUAGCCAAGACCCGUAAUUGGACGGUAGCGCUGAAGACACUAAUAGUUAUUCAUAGGUUAUUGAGGGAAGGUGAUAUAACUUUCAGGGAAGAACUUCUCACAUUCUCUCAACGUGGGCGGGUACUGCAGCUCUCUAAUUUCAAGGAUGAUUCCGGUCCAAUUGCUUGGGAUUGUUCUGCUUGGGUUCGUACUUAUGCACUUUUCUUGGAAGAACGGCUUGAGUGUUUUAGAGUGUUAACAUAUGAUAUUGAAGCUGAACGUUUACCGAAACCUGCUCAGGGACAGGAGAAGGGUUAUAGUCUAACCAGAGAUUUGAACUCAGAGAAACUUUUAGAACAGUUGCCAGCUUUACAACAAUUGCUAUACCGUCUAUUCGGAUGUCGGCCUGAAGGAGCAGCUAAUGGAAAUUAUGUUAUACAAUAUGCACUAGCUUUGGUUCUUAAGGAGAGUUUUAAAAUCUAUUGCGCUAUUAAUGAUGGAAUUAUCAAUUUGGUUGAUAAGUUUUUUGAAAUGCCAAGACAUGAAGCUGUUAAAGCCCUUGAAAUAUAUAGAAGAGCUGGACAACAGGCUGCAAGUCUUUCUGAUUUUUAUGAAGUUUGUAAAGGAUUGGAACUUGCACGAAACUUCCAGUUUCCUGCUUUGAGAGAGCCACCACAAACGUUUCUUGCGACCAUGGAAGAAUAUAUUAGGGAGGCACCUAAGAUGGUUACCAUACCAACACAGCAGCUUGAACUGCCUGAGAGGCUUCUUCUGACAUACAAGCCCGAGGAAAAUUCUCUUUCUGAAGAUGAUAAAUCGAUUGUUGAAGAGCCGCAACAAAUGACUUCAGGUGAUUUAACUUCUAGUGCUGAAGCUGCUCCAACUACUGCUCCUCCACCUGCUAUGAAUCUGGAAUCGGAUGAUCUGCUGGGUUUAAAUGAUGUAACUCAUGAUGCAUCAGUCAUAGAGGAAAGUAAUGCAUUGGCUUUGGCCAUAGUGUCAGACGCUGCUACAACUUCAAAUAAUGGCACUACUUCAGCUAAAGAAUUUGAUCCCACUGGCUGGGAACUUGCUUUGGUCACAACCCCAAGCACCGAUGUUUCUGCCCAUACCGAGAGGCAACUGGCUGGUGGAUUGGAUUCGCUGACGCUGAAUAGUUUGUACGAUGAAGGAGCUUACAGAGCCAGUCAGCAGCCAGUUUAUGGAACACCAGCGCCCAAUCCAUUUGAAGUACAUGAUCCCUUCGCUAUGUCCAACAACAUUGCUCCUCCUGCCGCAGUUCAGAUGAUAUCUCAGCAACCACAAAUUAAUCCUUUUGGUCCUUAUCAGGCUCCUUUCCAUGCACAAUCACAGCCACCUGUUGGCCUUGCGGCACCAAAUCCUUUCGUUGAUAUGGGAUUUGGACCUUAUGCUGGUGCUCCUGUUAACCAUCCGCAGCAUCCUGCUAAUCCCUUCGGAAACACUGGACUGCUGUGAUUUUGUUCGGGUGCAUUUGUUUUGGCACAUCUCGAGACCACAAAAGCAAUGUUUAUAUUGUUAUUAGAUUAGGUAUGAGGUCUCAAUUUGAAGGAGGCAUUUGUACACUUGAUGUUCCUAUAGUGUCUAUGCAAACUACUAUGAAGAAGGAUGCAUAAAUCUAGUUAUUAUGAUUUAAUAAUCUCAAUUCCUUCCCAUUCAGAAGGAAAUUAUGACCGAGUGUAUAUUUUUAUUAGAUGAGCAUGUGUAAAGAAUGUGAUGAAAGUUGAAAGGGAAAAUUGUUUCCAUGGAACACUUUUCUUAUAAAUUUGUUCAAUCGACUUCAUUAUUUGCCGUA
This is a messenger RNA of Amaranthus tricolor (Joseph's coat), 2308 nucleotides long. RefSeq names its product putative clathrin assembly protein At2g01600. Gene Ontology annotation, cellular component: clathrin-coated vesicle; clathrin-coated pit. Lineage: Eukaryota; Viridiplantae; Streptophyta; Magnoliopsida; Caryophyllales; Amaranthaceae. Gene Ontology annotation, biological process: clathrin-dependent endocytosis; clathrin coat assembly; vesicle budding from membrane. The record is from RefSeq and is a predicted model, not a curated record. Bases 286 to 1971 code for a protein of 561 amino acids. Gene Ontology annotation, molecular function: clathrin heavy chain binding; SNARE binding; phosphatidylinositol-4,5-bisphosphate binding. The transcript has 15 exons.